AUGUGUGUGUGUGUUUACAUGUGUGCUCACUUCAUGACACUCACUUCCCUCUCGUUUACCAGAAGACACCUCUUCAGAUUCCCCUCAAGAAGUGUUUGUACGUGUGUAUGUUUACAUGUGUGCUCACUUCAUGACACUCACUUCCCUCUCGUUUACCAGAAGACACCUCUUCAGCUUCCCCUCAAGAAGUGUUCGGUGGUGGGCAACGGAGGUGUCCUGAAGCACAGCGGCUGUGGGAAGGACAUUGACCAGGCUGACUUUAUCAUGCGGUAAGAGAGGGGCUGUCCGCUCCAGUGCCCGUCCAAAUAUGAUUUGGCUGUCCCACGCUCGCCGGGGCCAGAAAGAGCAGCCAAAGAACAUCAGCCAUCAGAAUGAAUGAGAAUGGGUGUUGUCAUAUCUGCUGGAGAGAGAGAGAGAGAGAGAGAGAGAGAGAGAGAGAGAGAGAGCCUUGAGGACAAACAAGAGAGGGUUUGAUUUGAUUUAGUUGACUAGGCUAGUUCUACCUGGGAUCACUGUUGUCCCCCUCACCAGGCAUGCCUGGCUGGCUUAAACUAGCCUUAAACUAGGCUUAAACCAGGCUUGAACCAGCCUUGAACCAAGACUAAAAUAAUAGGAUUGCUUUGGCGCUCCAUCUCCAACCAAAGCCUAUAGACUCGCUGACUGCCUGACUGGAAGUUUGGACAAAUGUUAUCAUUUUGUUAUAACUGUGGUAUCACAAUGUGUUAACAUUUAUUGCCAAGAAAAGGCAAGACAAAAAGCUAAAAGCUAGUUCUAUUCUGAAAGCAAAAUCAUGAAGAACCACUAUCUGCAAUCCUGACCAAGUUCUCAAGUAGUAAAUGCUUUAUGGUCACUGUAAAGUCACUAUCAGUAUAUUAAUAUGUGUACUUGUGUUUUUCAUAUCUAGGUGCAACCUUCCACCACUGUCUAGGGAGUAUGUUGAGGAUGUGGGGACCAAAACUCACCUGGUGACAGCCAACCCCAGCAUCAUUGAGAAGAGGUACACUCCUUUCCUUUCAAAACUGCUGUUGACUGUAAAAUAUAUGGAUGUGUGUGACAGCAUCCAAGUCCUCUCCUUUUCAGUCCACUCCCUCUUUCUCUCUAUCCUUCCUCUAUACUAAUCUCUUUCGCACUCUCUCCCCACCGCGUCGCCUUUCUCUCUCUCUCUCAUUCUCUCCUGCUAUCUCUCCUCUCCAGCUCUCUCUCUCGCUCUCAUUCUCUCCUGCUAUCUCUCCAUCUCUCUCCCCUCCUCUUUCCUUCUCCUGCUAUCCUCUGCCUCCCCGGCUCUCGCCUCUCUCUCUCUCUUCUCUCUCUCUCUCCCUCCUCCUCCCUCCUCUCUCCUCUCUUCUCUCUUCUCCUUUCGGUUCUCUCCUCCUCUCUCGUCAUCUCCUCCUCUCUCUCCUCUACCUCUCUCUCUCUCUCUCUCGCCUCUCUCUCUCUCCUCCUCCUCUAAGCCUCCUUCCCCCUUCUCUAUUCUCUUCUGCUAUCUCUCUCUCCAGCCCUCUCUCUCUCUUCUUCCUGCUAUCUCUCCUCUCCAGCUCUCUCUCUCCCCUCUCUCUUUCUCUCCUGCUAUCUUCCUCUCCAGCCUCUCUUCUCUCUUUCUCUCCUGCUAUCUCUCCUCUCCAGCUCUCUCUAUCUCCCCCUCUCUUUCUCUCCUGCUAUCUCUCCUCUCCAGCCCUCUCUCUCUCUCUCUUUCUCUCCUGCUAUCUCUCCUCUCCAGCUCUCUCUCUCUCCCCCUCUCUCUUUCUCUCCUGCUAUCUCUCCUGCUAUCUCUCCUCUCCAGCCCUCUCUCUCUCUCUCUCAUUCUCUCCUGCUAUCUCUCCUCUCCAGCCCUCUCUCUCUAUCUUUCUCUCCUGCUAUUUCUCCUCUCCAGCUCUCUCCCUCUCCCUCUCUAUUUCUCUCCCCCCAAGGCCUCUGUCUUCUUUCUAUCUCUUUUCUCUCUCUCCCCCUUUCUUUCUCCCUCUCAUCAUGUCUACUGUCAGUUCCAGAUGUUAGGGUCUAAGAGCUUUGUCUGUUGUCUUGUCCUAGCUGCAGAUUUCCUCAUCCAGACUGGUGUUUUAUAGAGGAGCCAUGAUACGGAGCCAAAACGUGUGUGAAUGUGGUCUUGUUCUUCUAUUGUCGUGGGGACCUGAAAUCCCCAAAUGUCCCCACAAGGAUCGUAAAACAAGGAAAAUUCUCCCUCAUGGCGACAUUUCCCAAGUCCCCAUGAGGACAAAGUCUAUUUUAAGCUUAGCGGUUAAGUUUAGGGUUAUGGUAACAAUUAGGGUUAGAAUUGGGAAUUAGAAUCCCCACAAGGAUAGAAGAACAAGUGUGUGUGUGUGUGUGUGUGUGUGUGUGUGUGUGAACAGAGCCUCUUUGUGUCUGUUUAUAAUCCUACUCUGUGCAGCAUCUGUAGACGUAUGCUGGAAUUCAAUCCUGUUUUCAGCUAUGCGUUUCCUCUCAGUGUGUUUCUGAACCGUGUUAUUGCUAACACACCCCCAUGCUGCUUUCCUCAUCUCUGUGCAUUUAACGAUUGAUAAUGUCUCGGUGACAUUAUCAUUGGACGUUGGCACAACGUCACUCCUGUCCUCAAGACAUUUUGUUGAUAUUUUGAAGCCCAAUCACGGUGAGGGCAGGUAGGCUGUACUGUAUAUUGUUGACAUUUGGGGUGCUUCAAAAUGUAAUGCAGUACAAUUGAAUCCCCGCCUCCACAAGCAACUACACAUAUGUACAACACAUAUGGUAUGACUUAUCCUGAGAGGACAUAUCCAUAAUACCAUAAUCCAUAAAUACCCAUGGAAUUAGGGGGGCAGUUCUAUCUGGACUCUACAGAUACUUCCAGAACCCAUUUCACACGACAUCCACAGUAGAUUUAGCCUGGAAUGCAUGACCAGAUCAAAUUGACUUACCAAAAGAAUCACCCUCUGUUUUUCCUCAUGUCAUAACGUAUGCCUGUGACUGUAGUGAGUGUGUGUGUGUGUGUGUGUGUGUGUGUGUGUGUGUGUGUGUGUGUGUAUAUCCCCGUGACUCUACUGGCAUAGAGUUUAGAUUUCCGAAGGUGACAUUUGCAUGGAUAAACCGUAGUCACCAUAGAAAUAUAAUGAAUGACUAGAACAGAGAAAGCCCCUCUGACCAUAGCAAUUUAAAGGUGCAAUAUGCAGAUAUCGCUCCGCCAUUUCCUGGUUGCUAAAAUUCUAAUAGUUUGCCUACUUUCAGUUUGUGACAAAACAAGUCAUUGUGUAGAGAAUCUAAACCACUGUGAAAUAUAUUUUCCAUAACCAAAAAUAUUGUAUUUUCAGCUGUUUGAAGCUGGUGUACAAAACCAAAAGUAAAAGACGCAAAAACUAAACUUAAGAACGGAAAGCACAGAAAAUGGCACAUAGAACUUAUAUACUGCUUCUUAGACUUGCUUUCAAUGAGAAUGACAGAUCUAUAACACAUUUCUAUGUGAAUUUGGUCAGGUCUACCAAAAACGUACAUAUUGAAGCUUUAACUGUACACUCAUGGGUACACCAAUAUGGCCACAGGUCCACCCGUCAUGGAACGUUGACUGGGUGUCACGAUCGUCGGAGGAAGUGGACCAAUGCGCAGCGUGAUAAGUGAACAUACUUUAUUUUUGAAUGAUCACACGAAACAAAACAACAAACGAUACGAAACGUGAAGUCCUUGGUUACAAUACAAACCAUACGGAACAAGAUCCCACAACACACUGUGGAAAACAGGCUGCCUAAGUAUGGUUCCCAAUCAGAGACAACAAGCAACAGCUGAUACACGUUGCCUCUGAUUGAGAACCACACCGGCCAACAUAGAAACAAAUGAACUAGAAUAUAACCCUAGCACACAAAACACAUAGAAACAACACACCCUGGCUCAACAUAACAGAGUCCCAGAGCCAGGGCGUGACAGUACCCCCCCCCCAAAGGCGCGGACUGCGACCGCGCCAAACAUAAACCGAACAGGGGAGGGCCGGGUGGGCAUUCCUCCUCGGAGGCGGUUCCGGCUCCGGGCUUGACCCCCACCCUCCAACAAACCCCCCAAAGCGCCCCUGGUCCGGUCUGGCCCUGCUGGCCGGAGCUGGACUGAACACUGGUGGAGCGGAUUGCUCUAGCUCCGGCGUGGAGCAGCUGACCGGUGCCGGACCAGGCACCGGUGGAACAGGCACGGGCUGUGCCGGACUGACGACGCGCACCACAGGCUUGGUGCGGGGAGCAGGGACGGGCCGGACCGGGCUGACGACGCGCACCAUUGGCUUGGUGCGGGGAGCAGGGACGGGCCGAACCGGGCUGACGAAGCGCACCACUGGCUUGGUGCGGGGAGCAGGAACAGGCCGGAACCGGGCUGACGAAGCGCACCACUGGCUUGGUGCGGGGAGCAGGAACAGGCCGGACCGGGCUGACGACGCGCACCACAGUCUUGGUGCGGGGAGCAGGGACGGGCCGAACCGGGCUGACGAAGCGCACCACUGGCUUGGUGCGGAGAGCAGGAACAGGCCGGACCGGGCUGACGACGCGCACCACAGGCUUGGUGCGAGGGGCAGGAACAUGCCGGACCGGGCUGGCGACGCGCACCACAGUCUCGGUGCGAGGGACAGGAACAAGCCGGACCGUACUGGGGACACACACCACUGGCCCUACGCGGGGAUCAGGAACGGACCGGACUGGCAACACACCCCAGUACCUCUCGCCGUGCCUCUACAUUCUCCUUCCCCCUGGUGACCAGUGACUCCCGUAACCUGGCGGCCUCCUUUGCCAACCCGCUGAACCACUCUAUCCCGGCCUCCUGCUGCCCCGUCGUCCACGGCGUGAGCCCCCCCCCUAAAAAUGUUCUGGCCGUCUCUCCUCCCCGUGGGCCAGGCCUCCAUGGCUCUCGCCAGACUUUCGCUCCUCUGCUCCCAAGUCCAUCCUCUCUCCUCCUCCCGCAGCUUGACCCAGUCGAGGUUGAUGUCCUUUAGAGCCCUCUCUGGCGUUGGCUCCUGGACACGCUGCUUGGUCCAGUUAUGGUGGGAUCUUCUGUCAGUAUCGUCGGAGGAAGUGGACCAAUGCGCAGCGUGAUAAGUGAACAUACUUUAUUUUUGAAUGAUCACACGAAACAAAACAACAAACGAUACGAAACGUGAAGUCCUUGGUUACAAUACAAACCAUACGGAACAAGAUCCCACAACACACUGUGGAAAACAGGCUGCCUAAGUAUGGUCCCAAUCAGAGACAACAAGCAACAGCUGAUACACGUUGCCUCUGAUUGAGAACCACACCGGCCAACAUAGAAACAAAUGAACUAGAAUAUAACCCUAGCACACAAAACACAUAGAAACAACACACCCUGGCUCAACAUAACAGAGUCCCAGAGCCAGGGCGUGACACUGGGUAUGUCCGUUCUGUAGGUUCUAUUUCUAUGGUACUCACACACUCUCAUCUCUAUCUCUCUCUCUCUCCCUACUCAGGUUCCAGAACCUUCUUUGGUCGCGGAAAGGCUUUGUGGAGAGCAUGAAGGCCUAUGGCUCCAGCUACAUCUACAUGCCAGCCUUCUCCAUGAAGCCGGGCACCGACCCCUCCCUGCGGGCAUACUACGCCCUGGCCGACACCUCGUCCAACCUCACUAUGCUGUUUGCGAACCCCGAGUUUCUCAGGACCGUGGGCAAGUUCUGGAAGGGUCGCGGAGUGCACGCCAAGCGCCUGUCCACAGGCCUCUUCCUGGUCAGCCUGGCACUGGGGCUGUGUGAGGAGGUGACGGCCUACGGCUUCUGGCCGUUCAGCGUGGGGCUCGACGAGCAGCCCGUCAGCCACCACUACUACGAUAACGUGCUGCCGUUCAGUGGGUUCCACGCCAUGCCUGAGGAGUUUGUCCAGCUCUGGCAGCUGCACAAGAGCGGCACACUGCGUUUGAGGGUGGGACACUGCCCCCCUCGGGAAGUGGGCAUAUAA
This is a messenger RNA of Coregonus sp. 'balchen', 5897 nucleotides long. NCBI's taxonomy places the organism in Eukaryota, Metazoa, Chordata, Actinopteri, Salmoniformes, Salmonidae. The record is from the annotation of a GenBank genome assembly.